AUGUUGUCUUUACGAGGAGCUGCGGUUCUUAUCUUCUGCUGUGUCCUUCACAUCACAGCCGUCGCAAGCCGUAAGUAACUAUUAUAUAGUUUUAUUUUCUUUAUGGUAAGUGUCGUUAAAACUGAACCAAAGUAAUCUUAGAAGCCAAUCAUAAAAGAAAUAUGAACAAGUAAACCACCUGAAGUGCGAGAAAACGUAAGCGGCUAGUGGAUUGUUUAAGCUUUUCGUCUGAUUGGUUGGGAAUGAGAAUUGAGUUUUGAAGUCGACCAAUCACUGAGCAAAGUCAAACCAUUGCAAUCCAUUAUUACCUUCAACAAUCUAUUGAAAAUUGAUCAUAGCAAAAUAAUCGGAAAAUCACCGCCAUUAGUUAGUAGAAAAAUAUGUACCAUAAAUAAGCUGUUCACAGAACAAUAUCGAAGGCCAGAAUGAAUCGAGAAAGGUUAUGUGUUGAGUAUUAUAUCGCACAUUAUAUAAAAAGAAUCAAAAGACAAAAAAAGCUGUAAUGAGUCGAAGACGCGAUAUAAGAUCAGUCAGGAGCAUGAAAUAAGAUCUCUUGAACCUUGUAGAUUCUGGAUUUUGAUUCUUUUUGACAGUAAACGUUAAUGCUUAAAGUACAUUCAUCUGAAUAACGAGCUCCACUUAAUCCUUUUUCAGUUCAUUCUGCGACAAAGUUUACAAAGACACCUCCAUUCAAAAUAUUUGCAGUUGAGGGAUCUGAUGUCACUUUCCAUUGGGAACUGAGUUUUGGCAAUUUUCAAGACUGGAAAAAGCUCGAACAGAUUAUUUGGGGACAAACAGACGGAAAUGCUCGUAUGAGAGACAAGUAUAUCACAGUAAGGAAGGGGAUUGCAGUGUCCAACCCCGAACUUGAUACUGCCAUUAAAUCCAGAACUGGUUGGAUUGGAAAUGUUACUCAGCAUCGAUGUAAGCUAAUGUUCGUUUUAAGAAAUGUGAGCAAAGCAGAUCAGACCACAUAUGGAUGCACGGUGAUAGUGGGUGGGCUCGAUAGAAGGAGUGGUCCAAUAAAUCUAUUCGUUCAUGGUAAGAGCCAUUACGAGGAAGACUUAAUCACUGUCUGUGUUGCCUUUAAUUUCGCGCUUUUUGAAGUGAAGUGUUUCAGUGCACGUUAAGCUUUAUGUCAUCUCAGUUCAGUAAUAUUUUUCAAUGUAAAAAAAAAAACACCUUAACUCUGAGGACGACUUUUGAAACGUUAUUUCGGUGCGAUAUAAAAUAAUAUAACAGGCAAUAACAAACUAACAUGCUCUAGGAUGACCGAGAGUGGAGAAGAUCAUUACGGAUUGUAAAUGAUGUACAGGAACAGGCUUAGCCAGACAUAACAAGACUCAUAACACAUAACAUGAUCCUUUUAAGUCAAGGCCUAAGUUCCUUCCUUCGAAUGGUAAUUUAGCUUGUCAAAGCCCAAAAAUGUCAUAACAUUCCACUUACACGAAUCUUUUUAAUUGUAAUUCUUUCCUUCUCACUUCAAAGAUCCUAUCCCACCAAAAUUUACCCGUCGAUCGAAUGCGAACGUAAAGGCCGAUGAGGAAGAUGACCUACGAUUGCACUGCAACGCAAGUGGUGACCCCAGACCCAGUAUCACUUGGAGUAAAGAUGGAACUCCUCUUCAGAACAGCAGUUCAUCUGCUGUGCUUCAAAUUCCAAAUUUACAACAAAGAGAUGCUGGUAAUUAUACCUGCACCGCGAAAAACCGAGCUGGGUCUGUGUCUCACAGCAUGGUAGUUAGAGUUGUGCGAUGUAAGUAGAGAAACACUUUUUUUGUCAUGUUACUUUUCAAAAUGUGAGACCAAUCUCAAUCUUUGCUAGAACCUUUCAAAACCAAUGAUCAAACCAUAAUGUCGCAAUGACUGGAAAAAAAGAACAUAUUUCAGCUAAAUCGUCGUUAACUUAUGGAAAAGAAGUGACACGGAGAGUCAGUUAUUAAAGGUUCAAAUUGAGAAACCCUGACGAGGGCGUUCAAAAAUUAAACAUACCAUCGUGGCACGUGAAGACAGCCACACGAAUGUGGCAAACUCUCAGAUGUAACUCACAGAUAAAUCCCAAGACACAGUACCAAUUGAAAACUUUUCCUCCCUACCCUAUGUUCAGAUAAGCCUCGCAUCAACAAAACAGCUUCUUCAAAGCCAUUACUCCAAUCAUGGAUUGGGAAGGUGACCACCCUGAGGUGCUCUGCAGAUGCUGAGCCUCUGGCAAACUUUACUUGGUUCAAAGAUGGCCAACGGAUUGUGCAUGGUGUGAACUCUGCGCAUAACAUGGGCACGCUAACGCUGAGACCUAAGACUGCGGGCGAUUUUGGUUCGUAUUCCUGUAGAGCGACAAACAUCAAAGGAGCUGCCUGGUAUCAUAUGGGAAUAUUUCAAAUUUGUAAGUAAAAUGCAACAGUUUCUUUUGAGAUGCUUAUGAAAAAUGUUCAAAAUUCGUGUUUUGCGAAUAGGAUUGAAAGAGAGACUGGGCAUCUUUUUUUAGCUACUUUUUCCUCGUGAUUGAAAAAGCAAGGAGGAUGGCUUGUUGAUUCGAUGAAGUGAUAGAUCUGUGAUAGUUUAUAAGAGUGCAUUGAUUGAUUCUUAAGUAUGUGUAAAACUGGUAAGAUUUCUUUUUCAUAAAACUUCUGAUUUCUUUUUAUUUCAGAUGCACCCAGUCCGCCUAUCAUAUACCAAGUGACACCGGACGUGCUUAAAUUCGACAUCACAUGGAAUAUGACAAAAGUCAAAAAUAGCAGCCGCAUAAUAGAGUUUAUGAUUACCCUGCUUGAUGCAAACAGACAUGUGCUUCAGACACAUAGUGGAAUUAAGGGAACAUUCUUCACUCUUAAAAAUUUGCAACAAAACCGAACAUACAUAUUGAUGCUACAAGCAAGAAAUAUUGCCGGUUAUGGACAAGCCGCGAAUGUCACUGUUAAAACACUUGAAGCAGGUAAAGCUCCAUAGAACCAUUCGCGACUUAUCUGUCAGUGCGUUGUUAGUUUGACAUUUUUCUGUCUUGAUCGUUCGCUUAUGCAUGAGGUAACUGGUCCAUCCAUUGUUUGGCUGUUUAUUUGCUUCGAUCGCACACAUCAUAUGGUGAUUUUGUUUUUUCUCAUUCAUUACCAUCUCAUUUCAUUACCAUCUCAUUUCAUUACCAUUCCGACAGUUAUUCAUUGACUCCGUGAGUCAGUCAUUCAAACGGUUAGUCAAACAGCUUUUCAGCUAAUCAUUUCAUCAGUCGGCCAGUCGGUCCAUCAGACAGUCAUUUAGCCAGCCUCUCGCUCGGUCGGCUAGUCAGUUAGACAGUCGGCCAGUCGGUCACUGAUUAUCUACUGUCUGUAAAUAUUACUCAUCGUCCAUUAUUAUACAUCAUCAAUUUAAUUCUUUUAGAUCCACCCAAGCCCCCCAAAGUCGUGGUGGUGCCAAAUGUACUGUCGUUAAACGUAACCUGGUUUUCAUCAAUUGAAGACAACAGCAUCAAGAUUUAUGAUUACCUCGUAAAAGUUGUAGACUAUGUUUCAAAUACACUGGUACAGGAAUACAAGAAAGUAAAGGAAACAUCGUUGGUGAUAAACAAAUUGAUGAAAAACAGGACUUAUUUUGUGGCAAUACAAGCACGAAACGAGGUCGGUUAUGGAAAGCCAUCCAAUGUCAGUGCCACGACUCUACUGGCAGGUACAAUAAAAACCGUUUUACGCAUGUCCAUAGAUGCCUCCCUCUCAAACGAUGGGCACCUCUUUUGGCUUCAUUUCCUCCCUUACUUUCAACUUUCUAAAAUCCUGUUUAUCUUUCAAGUUUCACAACCUAUGAGUAAAUCCACGAUUGUCCAAAUUGCUAAAAUUUGCAUCUAUGUACAGAUGUUCAAUUUCUCAUCAACCGCUCUUUUUCCCUCAUCAAUUUGUUUUGUGUUAGGGCCACCGGAUGCACCAUUAGUAACAAACAUCAGUGUUAGUGGAAAACAAUGCUCACUGCAAUGGAGGGAGCCUUAUAAUGGACAAAGCGCCAUUUUAAAGUACACUGUUUAUGUUUGGGGGUUUAUGGCAAGACUUGAAUCAUACACUAAGGAAAGGUUAGGCUUGUGGAAUACCACCAACCUGAGUUACACCCUAGAACUUGACUGGGACAAAAUGUACUGGAUGGCUGUGUCGGCAUGGAACAAAUAUGGCGAAAGUUUCCCCCUGUUGCGAAGGAAAUUUAGAACCGAAAAAAAUCCUAAAGGUAAUUAAAGUUUUUAUCCUACUCAAGUGCCACGUUGUAAGAUGCGCCUUUUACAAAUUCAAGAAAAAAAACCGUUUGUAUUCUUCUAUUCCGUCAUUAAGAUCGAUUCUAAAUUUGUAAACAUUUUUAGCAAAUUCGUCUCGUAGAUGUUUCUUUGACUUUCGUAUUCGUGUUGUUUGUGUUCUUUAGCGCAAAUUUCGACAAAGAUGCCCACGGUACCCACUUCAAGUUUAACCCUCCUAUCUAGUAAAAAACAAGGUAAGUUUUAACGGGAAUGACUUAAUCGAUAAUUAACAUCAGAAUGCAUAUUCUCUAUACUGUGCUCUCUAUAUUUCCUGAGGUGCUGACAAGGAGAAUUUGUUUGACGAUUAAGAGCUUCGUUUGUUUGCGGUUAAUUCUCUCACUACCGUGAUCCAAAUGAGUGAUUCGGCAUUAUUACUGUAAGGAGAAAUUAGAUGCUGGUCACCCUUAGGGUUCAAAGUCUUAACAAGAAGGAAAUAUCUCCAAUGUAAACAUGGAAAGAGAAAACAUUCAGUUUUGUUGAAUUAAAGAACUGAUUAAUCCUGAUUUUUCGUUCAAUUAUGCAGAAUCGACCGUCGCGAAAAGGAAAACCGAAAAACUUCCAACAGAACUGCCUACUGCCAGACAAGGUAGGUAUCAAUUGUCAAGCAUAAGACUUACGGAAACAAAAGAGGUAUUUGCGCGUUAAUGCAGUAGGAAUGGAUGACAAGAAAAAAAAUUUCAGUGUACUUCUACACAAAGCAAAUGUAGUAUACAUUUGCGCAGAAAAUCUACAUGUUGCCUUUUACCGAUAUUGAUAUAUAAACAUUAUCAGGAAAUUUCCAAUGCUUUGUAUGCAACUAAUAAGAAUUUGAAGGAAUUAGGAAUUUGCAACGUAAUCUGAUGCAACGCUCACAUAACUUUCAUGUUUUCCAAAUAUGUUCUAGAUUGUGACAUUUUAUGUGUUUGCACUCUACUCAACAGCUGAAACCAGUGAAAACAGAACAGGCAUAUUUUCCUUUUACGCACCAAUAUGGUUCGUCGCGCUGGCAUUUGUAACACCUAUUUUCGUGUUCGUGGUUUGGAAAAUCACCAGAAGAAGUAAGUUAUUCGGAAAUUUACGAAUGACCGGCUGAAUCAUCUAAUUAAUAAGCUCAACUUAGUCAUACUCUGUACAAAGGAAUGGCACACUAAGGUAUAGAAGUCUGGGUAAAAGAGAAUAUCUUGAACUCAGACUACUAAACACAACUUUUAAACACCGCGCGCACCAAAUGUCAAAGUACCGAUGUUUUUUUCAUGAAGAAAACGACCAAGAAUUAAGCUCCAAAGAAAGUUCGCACACUGCUGCGUCACAAGUUGUUCAAAUACGUUCGAACCACAGCCGAUAAUUGUCGUCGCGGAUUUUCAAGUCUAAAACAACAACAACAACAACUUGACGCAUUCGUACAAAAAAGUGCCACCAUGCUUUCGAAUAAAGCUUAAUAACAGAUAGAACUUUUCGGGAGAUACAUAAGCCUUUAAAAUAUGUACAAUGUUACAUACCUUAGGUCCCUUUCUUAGGUUUUUUUUCUUUCUUCUGGUAGCAAACAUUAUACAUGUAGAACCUUCCUGAAGAUCAAAGUUGGCAACUGUCGGAACGAACCAGUGUGCUAUCACCAUACGUCAAUGAAAAUAACAUUUCUAGGGCUUCAAAAAGCAUUAUUUGAAACGUGUGGACCAUAACAAGCUUAAAAAUUUUCCCAUUAACACGACAUUACGCGAGAACGUAAUUACAACAACGCGAAUUCGUCCAACUGAAACAGCCACAGUUAGUACAAAGGUUUAAUUCAAUUUCUGAUUCAGCGAACAAAGUUCAAAUUUGACAAGCGUGCAGGCAGGCGUGUUUGAAUCGUGCGAUUUGACGUCAUCGUGAAACCCAACAAAAUUCUUUCACGCUAGGUGCAUUAGAGAAUCUUAAAACUACGAAAAUGACUGUUGGCGAGCAUCCGUAUUAAAGUUUGCUAGUUUUUAAAGAUAUAGUUUAAAAUCACCCGAACUGAUAAGCUUACAAAGCAGCCCGUGAUAAAAUUUAUACAGAGGUCACUUUUUUCAAGGUAUUUGUCUCCAUUUGUUUAUAAAACUGUUUGAUUUCUUGGACAAAGAAACAGGAAACUUUCACAUCAGUGAAAUUAUUUGAGGAAUUCAACGGAGAAAUUACUUGUGAAGAAGCAUACCAACUCUAUUAUUUAUUACUUGAAAGACAUUUAUACUGAGCCAUUUUAGAUAACUUCCUGUCAGAAGUCUGUAUCACUCGUCCUGACCUUUGUUCAAGUAAAUGAAACCACUAAUAGCGGCCCACGCGUUUCUCCAGUCGUCAAAUUAGCGCUCCAACAACUCAUAUUACCCCAAAAAGUGGAAAUGCAAUAAGUAAACCACUGAAUUAGUUUAUUAGAGUUAAUAGCACUGUAGCAUUUUAGAUUUACUAGGUCCAUACCCCUUAUCUAUCAUUGAAAAAAAUUACCUUCAUGAUCUCAUUUUAGAAAUCAAGGUUCAUUUUUUUCUGAUAUCAACUUAUCAAUAAAUUUAUCUUUUCAGUUAUCGUCAAGCAUUGUUCCAAAAGCAGUGGUGAUAGCGAUAAGCAAACAGAAAUUGAAAGGUGAGCGUUCGUGAAGGUUCUAAUAUUUCUUCGAUUGCUGAUCACCGCAACAGAUGCGUUAUGUUUAAAGAAACAUUUCUAAGAUACCAAACAGGUUUUAAACAUAACUUGUUUUCUACUGUAUUUUACUGGAAAUUUAGCAACGUUUAAUCAUCGACUAAGCCAAAGUGUUUUAAAUUUAUUUAUCUAUUCACUUAUCAUCGCCUUUUGUUUGAACAAUUCAUCUGUAUUUCCUUACAGCGAUGUUGACAGUGAACUGGGUAAUCCUUCUUAUCUUGCGAGUAUGGUGGAGCUAAAAGAAACAUCGGUAAAUACUUUUCUUAUAUUAGACAAUUAAAUUAACUGUUCUUUGUAUGGUAAAGUUAUCAAAAAGACAAUUCUUAGAACAAUUUACAGACUACUUGACGAAAGAACUUUCGCACCUUAGACAAGCAAAGUCUUAGAAAGGACUGAGAGUCUGUCAAUUAAUUAUUUAAGAUAGCAAUUACAUUUCGUUACUUUGACGUCAAAUGGAAAUGCCACCAUUAACACUGACGCAGAAAUAUUUUAAUUAUCAAAAGCUGUCAUACACUUUUUGGUAUAAAGAUUGACAGUCAACUAUGCUCAAGCAAACAAUCGCAUGCCCUAUACCAGUUCUUGAUCAAAUCCAUUUUGAUUUUGCAGGUUUUGAAUGAAUAUGAAUCCAUAACGGACAUCUUUCAGAAGAACUUGAACCUUGGAUACUCGAUGGAGGAUGAGAAACCCAGAUACAGCAGAAACCCUGUGACACAUGAUUACUGCUAUGUUUCAGAGGAGUCUUCGGUGUAUAGCCAUCUUAAUGACAUACCCACCGGCCGAGGCUCAAAAAGCCUCAAAAGCUCGAAACGCUCGUUUCCAGAUGACAAGCUGGGACACGACAAUGGACACUUGACAACUGGAUUAGGGAUGUUUGACAUGCAAAUGUACUCGCAUCUUACUCACGGCGAACCGCCUACAAUUGGAGUUAAAAGAUGUAUCUUGCCAGAAACAAGUUUCAUUCUUCCUCCAUCGCAGAAAUGGGAAAUUUCUAGGGACAGACUUAGAAUUGAAAACACCGUCGGCCGAGGGGAGUUUGGGCUUGUCAAAAAGGGUUACGCACUGGAUGUCACAGAGGAAGGAGGUUGGGCGAUAGUCGCAGUUAAGACAGUAAAAGGUAAGUGACCUUAAACUAACAUAGCGACAGCGGAUCAAUAUCAGUAUCUGGGAAACUGCCCACCUACCCCUCCCCUAACUCAACAACAGUCAAUUGACAACAAGUUAAGGUUACUGUUGGGUUAGGGAGGGGGUAGGUGGGCAGUUGCCCAGAUACUGAUAUUGAUCCGCGACUGCUUCAAAACACGAAUAGUUGCAUAAAUAAUUGAUUUGAAUUUUUAUUUGAAACUGAAAUAUCAGCUCGAUAAGUUUAAUCUUAGAAUGUCUGUUUUUGUACAUAUAAUUCCUCAAUCGCAGCGUUUAUCUAACGUUGCUACGUAAAAAAAGUUUUAAAAAAGAAUUAAUUGUCGUACUUUUUAAGGACUUUACAGAUUGAGGAAUUUACAAUAAGAACAUCUUCUUAUUUCCAGAAAAUUCAAAUGGAUCACAACGCGAAGAUUUGCUAUCAGAACUAAAGGUGAUGAAGGAACUAUUAUCACAUAAACACGUGGUACAACUUCUGGCUUGCGUCACAAAAUCUGGUGAGAAAUCUUCCCUCUAUUAUUGCAAUAACAUUAACACUUUAACUCCCAAGAUCUCAUUAGUAAUUCUCCUUACUGUCUGCCAUACGGUUCUUGUGACGUUGGUUUGGGGAACUUGGUAUUGGAUCAACUUAUAAAUCUCUGAUUUAUUUCUUUAUUCUCAAUAUUGUAUUGAUAUUGUAAGGAGAAAUUCUGUCUUGGUCACGCAUGGGGAUUAAAGGGUUAACAGAUGUUGUCAGUCCAUUAAGAGUCACCCACUCUCAGAAAAACAAAUGAUAUUUAAGCCCCCUAAAUUUAGCAUUUCUUUCAACAUAAUUGAGAUUCUCACUCUAUUUUUGGUGUUAUUACAAUAUCUGAUUUCCAUCUUAUUGCGAAUCUUUCCAUUGCUGUUUCUCAGAGCCAUUAUGUGUCAUCACUGAAUAUGCCCCUUACGGUGAUCUACUGGGCUUCUUGAGAAAGAAACGAGGUUUAAGGGAUGAUUACUACGACAUACAACAACUCCCCGAAAGAAGCCUUACAUCACAGCUGUUGAUGAAAUUUGCCUGGGAGAUUGCCGAUGGAAUGGCACAUCUCAGCGCGGCAAAGGUAAGAUUUUCUGACUGGAGUUCGAGCGCAUCACAUAACGUGGCACUAUUUCAAGUCCAAACGCAACCCAGAACCAAAUCUAUGUUGAAACGAAGAACAAACGUGGAGCAAGUGAAGGUUUUAAGUUUGUGGGUUGGAAAGAAGAAUGGUGUAAACCUAGAACUCAGAGACAAAAAAUACUUUUAUUGAUAUUUUUAACGAUCUUGACAUCUGCUUAAAUUGGCACUUAUCAACUUUAGCACUCUCUACCAAAUUAUCCAAUCAUAAUCGCUACAAAUCUAUUUAUAGAUUAUCCAUCGUGACCUGGCAGCGAGGAACGUCCUUUUGGGGGAAAAUUUGACGUGUAAAGUCACAGAUUUUGGGAUGGCGCGAAACACGCGCAGCAAAGAUAUUUACGAAAGGACGUCGGAGGUAAGAAACAGUAACCUUGUAGAAAUGAAACAAAUUAAAAUAGAAAUGCAUAACUAUUCAUUUAUAUAUAUAUUUAUACUGAUUUAUCGGUUUUUUUCAGGGUCGCCUACCUUUAAAAUGGACAGCACUUGAAUCCUUGGAGCACGGACGUUACACUACGAAAAGCGAUGUGUAAGUAAAUUGUUCCCUGCUUCAUCGUAAUGAGGCACCAAGCGAUUAUAAAUUCUUGUUGGAAACUGCAGAAUCAAUUUUUCAAACUGGAAAUUUUAUUUCUUUGACAUACCUCUUAUGAUAAAGAAACACUUGUUUGGGCUCAAUAUUUUAAAUUUUUUUGGGAAAUGGUUUUAGACAUUCUCCAGUUGGUGUAAACUAAAAAAAAAACAAUUUUACUCACGUUUAUCGUUAUAUUUCAUCUUUAGAUGGAGCUUUGGAGUGGUCCUGUAUGAAAUAUUCACUAUUGGUAAGAUUUAAUUGUUCCUUAUUUGGUGUUGAUUCAAUAUACUUAAAUAGCAUUUCUUCCGCAAGAUAUACAUCUAAUUUUUUAUUUAUUUCAUUGUUUGAUCUAUCUUUUCUUUGCUCCACCCUUCAUUCAUUCAUUUAUCGUCCCAGCUUUCCCCCCCCUCCCCUCCCCCCCUCCCCAAUAUAAUCUGGUACCAAGCAGAAUUCAAGGAAACCUGGCGAGGUGCAGGGGGGUUAUCUAAUGAACCAAUAUCCUAUUCAAGGGGGUAGAGUAGCAUCAUUUUUUUUUGUAUUCAAUACAGUGGAAACUGUGAAUUGCUCUGACGUUGUGAGCGGGUUUACACAUAUGCAGGAUUACCUUAUUCAUCUCUUGUCUUUUGCCUCCUUUAAGGUGGUGCUCCUUAUCCUGGUGUGAACGUUUCCGAGCUGACAAGAAAGUUAAAAAGUGGCUACAGAAUGGAGAAACCAAAUCAUGUACACAAUAAAUUGUGAGUAUUAAUUUCGGUAACCUGUUAUUCGAUGAAAUGUUUAUCUAAAAUUUCUAAACUGCAUGGAUACUUGACCAAGGCCGUCGACCCAGGCCGGCAUAGCUGCCCUCAGUAUCUCGCGUUCUGCCUCUAAUUGCUAACUACGACGCAUGUUAUUUUUUUCAGGUACGACCUCAUGCGAUCCUGUUGGAAUAAAGAUCCGGAUAAGCGACUCACGUUUUCGCAACUUAACAAGACUUUGAACCAAUUGGACAGGGAGAUUCAGGUAAAUUAUUUAAACAAGCUUGAACAGAGGGAAAUUAUCAUGAACUUAACUUGUAUCAAGUAUGAAAAUAAAUCCACAUCAUCAACCAAAAACAAACAACAUACACAUUAUUAAAAAAAGUAAAAGAAGUAAACUGAAAGAUGAAUUAUUAACAUUGAAUAAAGAUAUAGGAUAUUAAAAGGACGUAAAGGUUGAUCAUAAGUAAGAUCAGGUGUGUAUUACGGUUUAUCUACGAGAUGAAUAUCAAUACUAUUUGAAAAGUCAGUAAACUAUAGUGAUUAAAUUUAUGUCUUUCUCUUUUUUUUCCAGAAGUGCAUCAAUCUGAGAGCGUAUAAUGGCAAACUUUAUGAGAACUUCCAAGUUUUUAAAAAAUAGACCGUAGCAAGUAAGAGUUGCUGUCAGGGCAAAAUUUUUUUGCCCGGAAUAAAGUACAAAUAAUAUUUAUUUUCUCCGUAUUCCCAAUUGAGGAGUUCUUAAAUUGAGUUAGGAAAACUGUAGAGGUGUAAUGGAAGGCGAAUUAAUCAUGACGAUCGACGAUGUCUUCCUCGUAGACACGGUAGAGUAAACUGGUCAUGAAAGUCGGCAAAAUCAAGGGUAAAAAAAUAGUGCUACAGUUCAGCUUGGGUGUUCUUCAUGGUGACUAAUUUUUUUUCUGUGUCUUUACACAAUGUGACUUAAGCAUUAGUGAAACUUUCCAUUGAACAGGUAGUUCAAAUCAUUGAUAAGAUUUGCGCGGGCUGGUGCAAAAAACCGUUAAAAAAAACACAGAGAAAAGAAAUCUGUCGUUUUUUCAUAACCGGUUGUGCUUUACAACCUUUAGUAUAGAUUGAAUUGUAGGUCAAUAGUAAAGUACUAAUUACGCUCGAUGUAGCUUUAAACAUUUUAUUUUUUAAAUUUCACGAUGGAAUUUUUUAGUGCAUUGUAGUGAAACACUUAGAAUUUCAAUGAGAUCAAUAUAUUUGUUUGUUUGAUCAAAAAAGACCCAUGGUUCAUACCAUGGACCUCCACAAAUGAAAAUGAAGAACUUUCCAUCACAAUACCUGGUUAUCCACGUUUAUUUAACGUAGCAUAUUUCCAUGCGUUUAUAAUUUCUCCCUCCAUAAAAGUCAUAAAACCCUCGUGUAGAGACCACAUUAAAAAAUUACGUUCAUUCUGUGUAUAUAGGUAUGCUUCAGAGGAAUGUAAUAUAAAUACUUCGGGUAAGGGACUCGGUGCAGUGAUUAUUUUCCACGGUUGUGGUUAUUGUAAGUUAUUCAUAUACAGUAGAUAAUGGAGAUCUGUAUAUUUA
This is a messenger RNA of Pocillopora meandrina, 12021 nucleotides long. Lineage: Eukaryota; Metazoa; Cnidaria; Anthozoa; Scleractinia; Pocilloporidae. The record is from the annotation of a GenBank genome assembly.